Messenger RNA from Phalacrocorax carbo (great cormorant), 7170 nucleotides. The record is from RefSeq and is a predicted model, not a curated record. NCBI's taxonomy places the organism in Eukaryota, Metazoa, Chordata, Aves, Suliformes, Phalacrocoracidae.
GGGCCCCUGCACGUGCUCCCUGGCCCACCGGCCUUGGCUUCCGUGGGCAGCGGGUCCUGCUUCCUUGGGCCCACCAGCAGCCAAGGGAUUGGGUUGCCAUGGUGGCGGCUGGGCCGGGGCACUGGGGCCCUUGGCAGGGGCAGCCUGUCCCACCAUGGCAACGGCAUCUCCCUGUGCCCCGGCCCCUGGCCCAGCUGGCAUAGGGCUCCUGGGCACGCAGGGCCCCUGGUAGCAUCGCUGAGAGCGGCUGCCGGGCAAAGCGAUGCCAGCCCAUUGUGUGGCCAUUGCUGCUAUCAGGGCACAUGGCUCCCUGAAAUCGGACCUGGUUUCCCCACAGUGCCCUUGCCACCACAUCUCUGGUUUUCCUGUUGUCCUCCCUGACCCCCCCCCCCCUUAAAAACACAGCAGCUUGUUUUGUGCUGAGUCCCAGUUCAACUCCACCCCUACUCCCCCAAGGGUCUUGGAACUGACGGCAAUAACAAGGGGUAGCUACACUGAGCCAGGUGAGAGCCUGCAGGUUAGCAGUGGCCGCUGGUGCUCCUCCUGGGAGGAGGAUGCUGGUGAGGGGACGUGGUGCUGGGGGUGCUCUGUCCUGCAGUCCCAGGGUGCUGCCAUCAUUCCCCUGGUGAGGAGCAGCCCCCGGGAGGGAGCGUGCAAGUGCGUUGCUAUGCAGCUGCACUGGGAAGGACUGGGGAAAACAAUACAAACACCUGCCAAGCAAUUGUAUCCUAAGGAGAUGCACAAGCCUCAUCUGCCUUGUGAUUAUUUAACACUGAAGAGCAGGCAGCCCAGGCUGCAGUUGUUGCCAAGCUUGUAAAUUCACCUCUUCUUGCCUUUGCACUUUCUUCUUGUCUGCACACUUACGCGACAGGUAAGAAACGCUCCCAGCCCUGGCCUCCUGGCUGGGUGUCCAGGCUGUGCCCCCACAUCUCUCAGGGAGGGCUCAGCUGGAGAUUUACACCGAGCAGCGAGUUGGUAUAUUGGCUGACACUGUGAUAAACACACAGAGGAAAUGGUGCCUAGUUUUGCCCUUCCUCCUGCUUCUUAUGACAAACAACAUCUGACUGUCCUGCCCCUUCAAAACGGAAGCUGUCACCCUUUGCUUUACAAGGAAUUAAUCUCAAAGGGAGUUGAUCCCCCUUAAGCGAUGAAUCUGUGUGAGCUCAGGCAGCAGAGGGGAGGCGUUUCUGUGUCUGGCUGCGGCAGAUGGACUCCUUUUCCCUACUUAGAAGCAUGAGCAUGACCAAAGGGAAAGGCUCCCCCAGGGCUGUCCCCUUUUCAAUGAGGUGGCUUAACUCCUUCAAGUCGCAGAGCUGCUGCAGGUGUCCUGUGUGGGGAUGCCCAUCAGUCCAGACUUUUGCCAUGAUAAAAGAGUACAAAGUUAUCUUUUUUUUUGUAAUUGGAAAAAAACCCCAAACCCUUAACAAUUGUCAAGUGAGUUGAGGGACCUGACUUGGACGUACAUGUGAUUCGUCCAUUGGCUGGCUCAUGAUGCAAGCUUUGCACAGCAGUGUCCAUGCCAGCAGUGUGGGGGACUAGGGCCAUGUGUACUUCGUACUAGGUUUGGCUGUGGCUAUGUGGUGGAUCUGUGCCAGCAGUGGAGGAAAAGUGAUGACCCUGCCUACAGAGGUAGUGCCAGCUCUGCAACGCAGCUAGGCUUAGGGGGGGACACCUCCAUGUAGUUAUCCUUCACCCCCUUGCACCUUUUGCAAGGAAAAGCCUCUGGGAAGCCACUGGGGAAUGAACAGCUGAAACUGUUUUUUGGUUCCUGAAAUGAUGGCUGCAUUCCAGAGCACGUCCUUUCUUGAACUGCUGGCAGGAGGCCAAAGUCCCGCAGGCAGUUCCCUCUGUGGGAUCUCCGUGGGAGCCGUGUUUGCAGUGUUGUGACCAGCAGUUAGGCGUGACAGGGAGAUAAAUCAGCAGGUGUCUCUCAGGGAGCAUGUGUCGAGGAUGCUCUAACAGCAGCCUGCCAUUGCCACGGUCUCUGCGGUUUUGAGCUCUCUGGCAAGCAUUUGCUGGGGCUCGGUGUCUCACUAGAGGUAUCGGCUCCAUCAGAGAAACCACAGGUGUGUCCUCAAAACACAGACCAUUUUCUGUCAGCAAACAUCUCUGUUGGUGUCCCCACUCCUCUCUAGGGCUAUGCUGCCUUGUUGACGGGUGAUACUAAGCAGGGAAGCAAUGCCCCAGGCUUUCACCUUCUGUGCUUUUUCCAUGGUGGGGCACUUCCACAGCUGCCUUCAUCAUAUGGUUGUUCCCCGGCUGGCUGGGGGCUAGCACCUGCAGCCCCAGUGGGUGGGUAUGGGCUUGGUCUGUGAGUUCUGCAACACGCAGCACUGGCAUCGUCUCGUCCUUCUCUUUGUAGCAAGGCUCACAAAGCACAAGCGCUUCACAGCCAGUGGGAUUUCAGGCCUGGGACACCUGAGCAGUAGGAGCAGACAGCGAUAUCCGAUCUUCCUGAAAGGUUUUGGUCUGAUGAAUAUUGAGUAAAAACAUUUUCAGUGCUGCUCCUAAGGCACAGACCAUGUAUGUUCCUGUGUCUCUAUAGCAUCUGAGACCUCUGUGCCAAAUGGAUUGAAAUAACAUGACAAAUAAUAAAAUAUGUCUUCACCUGUGCUUCUAAAACCAUGUGGGAACAGUCCUGUCUCCAUGGUGCCUUUUAGUAAAACACAAGAGUGUUGAUAACAGGUGUUUCUGUUCAUCUGAACUCCUGUAGGCUGGGAGAUCAGCCAUCUGGGUUUGCAUGGCGUGUUAUUAACCAGAAAAGUAACUUCCCCCUCUCUCUGCCAUGUCCCAAAGGGACCCUGCCAUGAGGGCAGAACUGCAGAUCCGUUUCUCUGCAAUCCAAGAGAUAGCACAAAAAUCCAUGGCUGGUGAGUCCACCAGAUUAAAUGGAUGGAAAGUUACUUGAGAGAGAGAUCCCUUAAAUGCACUCUCGCAAGGGAUGGAGGCAAAGGCAUGAGGGUUCAAGAGUGUAUUAUGCCUUUGAGGACAGCAAAUGGCUUUGUUGGUUUAACUGUAUGUUUAAUGGCAUAUUUGUCCUUUUCUGCAAUUUUGAUAGGAUACAAGAACUCACAGAACGCAAGAAAGUGGCUCUUGCAAACGAUCCCAGCUAAGGAGGUGCCCAGAAGCCCUGGCUUGAGGACUGGGGCCUGCUGGGGCCUCAUCUAGUGCAGACCCUUUGAAUUUGUCUUGCUAUUGCUCUCCCCUCAAGAGCAGAAGUGACUCCAAAAAAACAGACUGAAAUGUUCAGUGCGUGAAGGGCUCUCUUCAAGUCGUUCGUUCUUGUUUUCAAUCCAAAAACUGGGCCUGACCUGAGUCUUGCCUUUCCUGCUCCAUCUGAGCUUCUCCGCUGAGAUGUUUUAGAGUAGGUUGGUGCUGUGAUGCAAGAGGACUGGACCUCAUUGGAGCCACAGGCUGCUGUAAGCUGGAGGACACAGUCAAGCUUUAGGAACAGAGUUACUCUCUGCAUUUUGGGGUCAAUCUAUGGCUUGACAAGCCAGGGCAGCAGUCUCUUGAUAAUGUCUCUUCUCCACUGUCUGGAUGGGUGUCACUGUGCUUGAAAAAGGCUCCAUCACCCUGCUGUUCCCUGUCCUGACAACCCUGGUACCCUCUCCCACCAUGGCCUCUCUCUCAAUGGGGGAUGCGCAACUCAAAAUUUGCCCUCAGCACAGGAGAGUAACCACUAACGUGCUGCAAAACCUCACCCACUUUCCAUGGCACACCCUGACCAUAAAAUUAUUAUUAUUUUUACUGUCAUACCUGUGGUGUAGUUAGGUGGUAAUGGUGAGGUGAGAAAAAUGCAAUAAUGAAAGUCCCCCAGGUGUUUCAGAGGUGUAGUGAAACGACCCUUUCUGCACAUCCACUGGGAACUAUAAAACCAGACUCGUUACUUGAAGGCUCUUUUCCUUUUGAUAUGACAACCACCACCUGGACAGUGUUAGGAAAUUCAGUGCCAGAGAAGGUAAGUGCUCAGGGGAUGGCAGUGGCAAUGUACAGCUGUGGGGAGCCGUAGGGACUCUGUGUGUGUGUCCCAUCCCAGACAGGGAAUGAUAGCCCCAGCAAGCACAUUUCACACUUGCGUGUGUUUCUAAAAUGUCACACCUUUGCUGUUCUUGCUAGGCUCGCGUGGGGAAACCAAGAGACAAUCUGGACCCUCUUGUGGGGUGCACUGAUGGCUCAACCAUCCCCAAGAACAGUGGCACUGGCCAAGCCCAAGCAAGAUUUUGGCAAGCACCACUGCAGGUCAGUGAUGUGGCAGCACAUCCUGGGGAAGGGGGCAGCUCAGAUGGUGCCCUCUAAUCAGGGUGGAUGUGCUGACUUCCAGGGGAAGGGGAGAUGUCAGCAGCUGUGGAAGGCUGGAUGAGCAUGCACUAAGCAAGCCCGGGGAGAUACCAAGAGGAAAGGACCUGCAAGGCCACAAGGUGCUAUUAAGCCACUGCAGCAAAGAGGUUUCUAAAUUGGCAGAGCUGAACAGAGAUGCUGAUAGGUUUGCGUUGUGGAGUGGCUUCUUGAAAUGGUCCAGGGAAAGGCCUAGAUUUUGAAAGUAACGCACUUAGGGUGCUUAAGAGAGGACUCUGCAUACACAAACAGCAUUUGCCUUUAAAGUCAGGAAAUCUCAAGUGUAAAUAGCUAUUUGUUCAUGGCUUUUCCAUGUGCACCAGUGCCAACUUUUGUACAUGCAGCAGCCAUGGAUGUUUAACCAGACUUAGGAUACCAUCUGCCAGGAUCACAUUCUCUGGCAGUUACCUUUUACUAACUCUUCUGUGCUGUUCCUCAAGAUCCCUCUUCUUGUAUAGCUGUGGACGGGAAUCAACGAUCUGGGAGCGUACCCCGGUAGUGGAUUUUGGCUUCCCUUCUCAUCGGCUGCUGAAGUUGUCUGAACCUAAAAAAUGCCAGGCUGCUUACCUGCAGCAAAGACCUCGCCAGUCCCCUGAGUGGCCUGUGUCGCCAGCUGCACUGAGCUAUAAGGCCUCCCCGCGGAUCCUGGAGCUUGCACGGCCAAAGGUGCUGCACCCAGAGUUCCUGCUGGCCAGAGAGGUGCCAACACAGGUUACAAACGCUGCGGCCUUGGCCAGAGCAUCCUUGCGGUUACAGCGCCUCGCAGAGCCCCGGGUCAGGAAGGUGACCUGCUGCUACGAGCACAGCUUUCUUGAAUCUGUCAUCCGUCCGGUUUCCAAGUCAGCUCAGGAGGCAAUUGCGAGCCCUCGGACCCUGGAGCUGGCCUGGGCAAAAAGAUUGCAUCCUGACUAUGUGCCCUUGCGGGAUGCUGAGUGGCCAGUGACGAAGGCUGCAAAGCACGCAGUGGCCACACCACGACUCGUGGAACUAGCCCAGCCUUGCAAAAGGCCUCCUAUGGGCUCAGCUCAGUUCAACCCAGACGCGUUCACAGUGAAGGAGUCUGCUAAGAAGGCGACUUGUUCUGCUCGGAUCCAAGAGCUGGCUCGUCCGAUUAAGCACUAAGCCUCAGAAACACAGCCCGCUCCCUCCGCCAGCUGCCCCCACCACCCCUUGGAACAUCACCCUCUUUGGGCUGUGCUGUGGCUGGAAGACCUGCUUGAUCACGGUGCAGAGGCAGCACCCAGCAGGAACAUUUUUCUUACGAGCAGCCACGUUUACUGGAUUUAUUGGGGGAGUUAAAUAAAAUGGUGAUUCCUUAAGAACAAAAUAGUCACCAGGGGAAGUGAGCAGAAUUUGACCUAAUAUGGGGACCCUCUCUCCCUAGGACAGGUUACAUCUGGAGUUUGUCACUCUACUUAUUUUUUUGCUGUAAUAGUUAAAGAAGUAAUGAAACAACUGCUGGGGGAAGCCAGCACAGGAACUGUGGUUUCACAUAAAGAAGUGUGGCAAACCAAAGCUGACAGCAUGCUGUGGGUUGGUGCAACACAAUUCCUGACCUUGGGUUUCAAAAUUUUUGCUAAACUUUCAAGAUCUUCUUAGUGACACUCAAAGUUUUGUGCUUGUGACAGAAGCAGAAACACAAAAGGCUGCAAAAUUCCAGAUCCAGGGCUGGAUUUGAUAAGGUGUAAAGCUUUAGUACAGGAUUUGGAGAUGCUGGGGUGGCUUACGCAUUGAGUUGGCUUGGAUUUGGGGCCUGUUUUCUCACAUAUGUGGAGAAUGGGCAGAUCCAGCCUCUUGCUUUGCAUGCAUUUUGAUACAGGUUACACAGGUGGGUUAAAUCUGUGCGGUUCAGAUAUUCAGUUGUGUGGCACUGGGCAAAAUAAUAGAGCCCUGCACUGGGAUUCUUGGAGCCUAACUCAAAAAAGCAGAGUUGCCCUCAGUGUAAGGGAAAAGGCACGUUGCAAAGGCUAAGAAGAAAACAGAUAUCGGUGCCAGACUCUGCAGAACAAACUCUGAGCUCCAGUCAGGUCUGAGGGUGAGUCAGUUUGGCAGCUGGAUUGCAGGGGAACAACACAGCCUGUGUAGGACAUGGCACAGGGAGAUUGUUUUUAUCUGUUUCUUAUGAGUUUGGUGUGCUUUGCACUGGCAGCCUAACCACCGGCGAUGGGCUGGAGAUAAUGAGGCAAGAGAGAUGCUCUCCAGCUAGGGACAAAAGCCAUAAGUGAAGGCAUGUGGCAGUUUCAGUGCCCAGUGUAUCUUAAUCUUCCCUGUGUUAAGCUGAUUCUCCUUCCAAAGGGGUAGAGGCAGGUGACUGCAAACCAGAAGAGGAUUAAUCAGAGGAUCCACUAAUUGAUCCGAUAAUCCCCUAAGCAGAGGAUUUUUGAACCCUUUUGAACAAGGUAAGGUCACUGGGCAAUGGUGCUGGUUAUUUUUUAGCCCAUGCAUUGUCCUAUACCAGGACAGAUGAGAGUCUGGGCUUUGUGCAAGAGCCCCAGCACAGCUGCAUCCAUCAAGCUGCAGGCUUAAGAAUGGCCUGAAGGAGGUUGGGGUCUGCCCCCACCCUGCAGGGCAACCUCAGCACCACCAGCCUCUGCCACCUCAGGGCUUGGUGUAUGCAUGGGGCUGCGUGGGCUAACUGGGAUGGACCUGUGGAUGUCCUAAAUGAGGAGGUUGCCCAUGUGUGCGGGCUAUCCCUCUGGGAAGAGGGGAAACCCAAGGUGUGCACUGAGGCUGCCUUGGAGGAGUCUUGCCCUUCCAGAUGAGUCUGCCUCCUGCCACUGGGGCAGGGAGCACAAGCAGGGACAUAACACAGCCUCACUCAUCAAAAAACUU